AUGCUGCGCCAGCCGCUAUGUCGGGCGCUUGCGCUGAGCUCGCCAGCACGUGCGGUUCCUCUGGCGUCUCGCAGCUACUCUAACCCUGUGCCAGCUGAACCUGAAAAAGUGGAAGUCUUUAUUAAUGACAAACCUGUAUAUGUAGCACCGGGAACCACUGUCUUACAAGCAGCAGCUCAAGUUGGUGUAGAAAUACCUCGUUUCUGUUACCAUGAGCGUCUUGCCGUUGCCGGCAACUGCAGGAUGUGUCUGGUUGAAGUUGAGAGAUCACCGAAACCUGUAGCAGCAUGUGCUAUGCCAGUUAUGAAGGGGAUGAGAGUGAAGACAGAUUCUGACCUAACAAGGAAAGCUCGUGAAGGUGUAAUGGAGUUCCUUCUUGUGAACCAUCCUUUAGAUUGCCCAAUUUGUGACCAAGGUGGUGAAUGUGACCUUCAAGAUCAGUCUAUGGCUUUUGGCUCAGAUAGGAGCCGUUUCACAGACGUUCACUUCUCCGGCAAGCGUGCUGUCGAAGACAAAGAUAUAGGCCCACUGAUCAAGACUAUAAUGACCCGUUGUAUUCACUGCACGCGUUGCAUUCGAUUUGCAUCAGAAGUUGCUGGCGUCGAUGAUUUUGGUACAACUGGUAGAGGCACUGAUAUGCAGGUUGGGACAUACGUCGAGAAAAUGUUGCUGUCAGAAUUAUCUGGCAAUGUUAUUGAUCUGUGCCCUGUUGGUGCUUUGACUUCCAAGCCUUACAGCUUUGCUGCACGACCCUGGGAAACCAGGAGGAUUGAUUCCGUAGAUGUCUUAGAUCCCUUGGGAAGCAACAUAGUUGUUACCACCCGAACGAACGAGGUACUGCGUAUACUUCCUAGGACCAAUGAGGAAAUUAAUGAAGAAUGGUUGUCGGAUAAGUCACGUUUCGCGUGUGAUGGACUGAAGCGCCAACGACUUGUGACGCCUAUGAUGACAGACAGCAGGGGUAACCUCAUGCCUGUGGACUGGGAGGAUGCCAUCGUGGCCGCCGCUAGGGCUUUGAGGGACUGUCCUCCUAACAAACUUUUAGCUGUCGCUGGUGAUAUGGCCGACGCCGAAUCUCUCGUUGCCCUGAAGGACCUGGUUAACAGACUGGGUUCAGAAAACACCUGUACUGAACAAUACUUCCCGUUAGACGGCGCCGGCAUCGACCUACGUUCAUCGUAUCUAUGUAACACAAAGAUUGCUAACGUGGAAGACGCCGACUUCGUGCUCCUGAUCGGUACGAACGUGCGCUUCGAGGCGCCGCUGCUCAACGCGCGCAUCCGCAAGGCCUACGUGCACAAGGACACCGACGUAGCGCUCAUCGGGCCUAAAGUCGACCUCACCUACGAUUACAUGCACGUAGGCGACUCGGCAUCAGUCGUAAAAGAUCUCGCCACGGGUUCUUCAAGCCACGAAGUUCUGAAGCGCCUGCAAGCAGCUAAACGUCCCGUCGUCAUACUCGGUGCGGACCAAUUGAAGGGGCCCGAAGGACCAGCUCUGUUGGCGUACACGCAAGAGCUCGCUUGCAAACUGCAGGAUAAACUCCAGGAUAAAGAGUGGAAGGUUUUGAACGUACUGCAACGUACAGCAUCCCAGGUAGCGGCACUAGACCUGGGCUAUCAGCCUGGCGUAGGUAAAGCUUUGCAAGAUGGACCCAAGGUGGUGUACCUGCUCGGAGCUGAUAGCGGUGUGGUAUCUCGGGACCAGCUGCCGAAAGACGCUUUUGUUAUAUAUCAAGGUCACCACGGCGACGCGGGCGCGGCGAUGGCGGACGUGGUGCUGCCCGGCGCCGCCUACACGGAGAAGCGCGCCACCUUCGUCAACGCCGAGGGACGCGCGCAGCAGACGCUCGUGGCCGUGGCGCCGCCCGGCAUGGCGCGGGAGGACUGGAAGAUCAUCCGGGCACUGUCUGAGGUGAUAGGCGAACGUCUGCCGUACGACAAUUUGGACGAGGUUCGCGACCGCCUGAGCGAGAUAAGCCCCGCGCUCGUCGCCUACGGAGAUGUGCAGGAAAACAACUACUUCGCGCAGGCUCGCGCUCUCGCACAGAGUCUGCAGAAACCCGUUUCGGGCAAAUUAGAUGUACAGCUGAAGCAUUUGGAAGAUUUCUUCAUGACAGACACGAUCAGCCGCGCCUCCCCCACUAUGGCUAAGUGCAUCCAAGCUGUACUCAAACAGAAAGAUUCACCAUAUUAA
Molecule: messenger RNA, 2196 nt
Organism: Arctia plantaginis
Lineage: Eukaryota; Metazoa; Arthropoda; Insecta; Lepidoptera; Erebidae
Source: the annotation of a GenBank genome assembly